Funneliformis geosporum is the source of this 1130-nucleotide messenger RNA. NCBI's taxonomy places the organism in Eukaryota, Fungi, Glomeromycota, Glomeromycetes, Glomerales, Glomeraceae. The record is from the annotation of a GenBank genome assembly.
GAGUAAUUCACCAUAUUCUGAAAAUUCAAAACGAUUAUGAAGUAAUAAUUAUGAUUGCUGAUUUACAUUCUUUAACUAUCCCAAAAAAAGAAUUUAAUUAUCAAACCAAAGUUUUCGAAAUGGCCGCUUUACUUUACGGAUGUGGACUAAAUGAAAAUUGUAAAAUAUAUGUUCAAUCUUCGGUAAGCGAACAUUUAGAACUAAUGAAUUUAUUAUCUCCUCAUAUUACAGUUGGUAAGUUAGGCGACAUGAUUCAGUAUAAAGACAAAGUAGAAAAAGAAGGAGGGACGGGUAAUUUAGCUCUUUUAUCUUAUCCGGUCCUAAUGGCGGCGGAUAUUUUUCUUUACACUGAGCAAGAAAAGGAUUUAGUAAUUGUCGGUCAAGACCAAAAACAACAUUUAGAGUUAGCCACUGAUUUAGCCAAUAAGUUUAAUAAUUUCUACGGAAAAGAACUAUUAAAAUUACCUAAAUCUGUUAUUCCUGAACUAGGAGCCAAAAUAAUGGGAUUAAAAAACCCCGAAAAAAAAAUGAGUAAGAGUGAAAAUGAUUAUAUUGGUCUAUUAGAUACCCCCCAAACAGUAAAAGAAAAAUUUAAAAAAGCCAAAACUGACAGCGACAAGAAUAAUACUAUCUAUAGAGAAAUAAGUAAAGUAGAAAAAGAAAUGAAAAAAUUAAAUUAUUCUGAAUUUAAAGAUAAAGUUGCUGAAAUAGUAAAUGAAAAAUUAGGAAUUAUCCAAAAAAGAUAUAGCAAUUACCUUCCUAAAAUUAGCGAAAUACUCGAAAAAAACAAUCAAUAUUUGAAAAAUUUAGCAAAAAAAAAAAUUACUAAGCAAGAAUCCCAAAAAAAUUACUUCUUUUCCUUACUUACUAAAAUAGAUGAAGAAUACAAAAAUUAUAAAUGUUGGCCAAGAAAGGAAAAUGUUUUUCGCCUUUUCCGAGAAAUUUCAUUAGACAAAAUAAAAGUAGUAAUCUUAGGACAAGAUCCUUAUCAUUUGCCCGAAGUAGCGGAUGGGCUAGCUUUUAGCACCCAAAAAAAUAACUAUAUUCCCGCUAGUUUAAAAAAUAUUUUUCUCGAACUUAGUCAAGAUCUCAACUGUUCCCCUCCAACCAAAAGUAACUUACUUCCUUGA